CCCGCGCUUAGGCUCCUGGGAUUUGUAGUUCGCGGAGGAAGACGCCGGUUUCGGGGGUCGGGACCAUGGCGGUGACCAAGGAGUUGUUGCAAAUGGAUCUGUACGCGCUUCUGGGAAUCGGAGAGAAGGCAGCAGACAAGGAGGUAAAGAAGGCAUACCGACAAAAGGCCCUCACUUGCCAUCCGGACAAAAAUCCAGAUAAUCCCCAAGCAGCUGAGCUCUUCCACCAGCUUUCUCAGGCUUUGGAGGUUCUGACGGAUGCUGCAGCCCGGGCAGCGUAUGACAAGGUCAGGAAAGCCAGGAAGCAAGCCGCCGAGAGGACUCAGAAACUUGAUGAGAGAAGAAAGAAAGUAAAGCUCGAUCUUGAGGCCCGGGAGAGACAAGCCCAAGCCCAAGGGAGUGAGGUAGAGGAGGACAGUCGAAGUACCAGGACAUUAGAACAAGAGAUUGCACGCCUACGAGAAGAAGGCUCCCGGCAGCUGGAAGAACAGCAGAGGCUGAUCCAGGAGCAGAUACGUCAAGAUCGGGAACAGAGAUUAAGAGGAAAGACAGAAAAUCUUGAAGGCAAAGGAACUCCCAAACUGAAGCUAAAAUGGAAGUGUAAAAAAGAAGAUGAGACCAAAGGAGGUUACUCUAAGGAUGUCCUCCUGAGGAUUCUACAGAAGUAUGGUGAAGUGCUCAACCUGGUCAUCUCCAGUAAGAAGACAGGGAGUGCUGUGGUAGAGUUUGCUUCUGUCAAGGCUGCGGUAUUGGCCGUCAAGAAUGAAGUGGGUCUCGUCAACAACCCUCUGAAGAUCUCCUGGUUGGAGGGUCAGCCACAAGGAACAGUGAGCAGUGAUGGCACGAGCCACUCAGGACUAUCACAGGGCUCCGUGCUGUCAGAGAGGGACUACGAGAGCCUUGUCAUGAUGCGCAUGCGUCAGGCAGCGGAGCGGCAGCAGCUGAUCGAGCAGAUGCAGAGGGAGGACGAGGAGGCCAUGCCCACAUAGCCCCCAGAACCCAGCCCCUCUUCCCUUCUUCAUCCCUCCUCCUCCCUUUUCUUAAAUUAAUACCUACAAUAAAUUUUUUUAGAAAGUGA
Molecule: messenger RNA, 1078 nt
Organism: Antechinus flavipes (yellow-footed antechinus)
Lineage: Eukaryota; Metazoa; Chordata; Mammalia; Dasyuromorphia; Dasyuridae
Gene: DNAJC17
Product: DnaJ heat shock protein family (Hsp40) member C17
Exons: 11
Coding region: 66-989 (307 amino acids)
Biological process (GO): spliceosomal complex disassembly
Cellular component (GO): spliceosomal complex
Molecular function (GO): nucleic acid binding
Source: RefSeq, a predicted model, not a curated record